Messenger RNA from Larimichthys crocea (large yellow croaker), 1564 nucleotides. RefSeq names its product endonuclease domain-containing 1 protein. The transcript is spliced from 3 exons. Bases 144 to 1040 code for a protein of 298 amino acids. Lineage: Eukaryota; Metazoa; Chordata; Actinopteri; Sciaenidae. The record is from RefSeq and is a predicted model, not a curated record. Gene Ontology annotation, molecular function: nucleic acid binding; metal ion binding; hydrolase activity.
CCCAACCUGCUGGAUGUUCAGUAUAAGUAAGACGUCUUUCACGAGCUUGUUUCACAGUCGAGGAAGUCCUUCUGCCCUCCACUGCUCCAGAAACACGAAGACACCGUUGACUUUUGGACGACCUGUCACAGCUCUGUUUGACGAUGACGUCUCUGAAGACAAAGAAUAUCUGCUUCCUCGCUGCCUUCCUCUUCCUCGCCAUCGUUCCCACACUGGCUGAAGUGGUGGACACAGUGCAGAAGUGUAACCAGUUUUUCCGUCAGCAAACUCCACCAAACAUCCCUGGCAUCUUGGAGGACGGGAAAAUCCUGGACCAGAACAGAUACAAAGUCCUGUGCCAGACUUAUGAGAACAGUAGAUGGUAUGUGACAGUCUACGACACCAGGAACAAGAUUCCAGUGUUUUCUGCUUACAAGUACCAAGGUCCAGGACAGGGGCAAGCUGAAGAAUACUGGAAGAUAGAGCCACAGCUUGAGAACGAAGCUGACCCGAACAAAAACAUGAUGGAGGAAGAAAAAGGCAAGACCUACACCCACCAGGCCAUGGUUGCUGAUUAUGUAAACAGUAGAGGCCUUGACAAGGGCCAUUGUUUUCCAGCCCUUCAUGGGUUCACCAACACUGAGAAAACUUCAACCUACACCUUGACCAACAUCGUACCACAAGCAGGCAAGUUUAACCAGGGAAGAUGGAACACAAUGGAGAAGUGCAUCGGACAUGUUAUGGACGACUACAUCAGCAAGAACGGGAUGGAAUGUUUUGUGGUAGUUGGAGCAGAACCCAGCGCCAACGACAAACUCAACAACAAGAUUAAUGUUCCCUCUGUGAUGUGGUCAGCUUUCUACUGCAACAACCAGAAGUGGUCGAUAGCAGGUGCUCACUGGGACAACAAUGUUCCAGGAUCCCUUAAGGAUCGUAUGAUCAUGAAGCCUGUGAAAGACCUCGAAGACAAACUGAUGGUUGACGCGUUUCCUAAGACAAAUCCUGAAUUUGUUGAUAAAAAAGUAAUUAAAAGGUGGCGCUCUCUCUGCAAAGCUCAAUAACCAGUUGUGGCCCUCCCACUUCAACAUCUGGUCUACUAUAUCUAGUCCAGCCACAUCUAUUAGCUCAUUUGCAUUUACAUAUAGUCCACAUCUGCUUCUGGCUUUAGCACAUCUGUGAGCACAGAUGUUUCUUUGGGUUUCUCCCUGUGUGAGGAAACCUUUGUGAAAAAUUGCUAGAAUCAAAAGAUCAGUCUGUGAUUCUACAGCUAUGCUUGAGAUUGAAUGAAACUUUGAAAAUCAGCAGCUAACGUGCACGUCUACAUGAAAUAAUAAUCAAGAUAACGCAUCGCUUGAAUUAAAGAAUGAUUCAGUACAGACUGAAGCUCCUGAAAAUUGUUCUGUCACAAGUUGUUGAAGCUUCAGGCUGAGCUGUUUGUUCAUAUUUGACUGUACUAUACUUUUUGUGUCAUUUCAUUUGUUCCAAUGAUCGGACAGCGGCUGAGGAAAAGUGUCCUUUACAUGGCUUCAGAUGGAAGACACCAGGUCAAUGUACGUGAUUUGUAACAUGUGGAUGAAAUAAAGAG